Sphaeroforma arctica JP610 is the source of this 1058-nucleotide messenger RNA. RefSeq lists its product as hypothetical. The transcript has 8 exons. NCBI's taxonomy places the organism in Eukaryota, Ichthyosporea, Ichthyophonida. The record is from RefSeq and is a predicted model, not a curated record. The coding region runs from base 68 to 1009 and encodes 313 amino acids.
UCCACAGGAUAUCCUUGAUCGCGGGAAGAUCCCUAUUGUUGUGGGGGGCACCAGUUUUUAUCUGCGUAUGUACCGAAAUGGUUUACCGGGUGGAGCGGCUACUACUAAGGAAUCUGAGGCCGAGGUGCAAAAGAUCAUCGAUGCGGACGGCAGAGAUUGGGACACGUCGCUCGCAAGGCUAACCAAAGCAGACCCGAUUUACGCACCCACUCUGUGCCGUAAUGACUGGUAUCGGUUAAAACGCGCGCUGGUCAUCGUUCACUCCACGGGAAAGCCGGUGUCGUACUUUAAGAAGAACGAGAAUAUCACGAGAUCUGAGCAGGACUAUGACUUCCGCUGUUUUUUCUUGACGCAGCCGCGGCUUGACUUCUGUUUGAAAAGCGAUGCGCGCUGCGAAGAGAUUGUCGAUCGAGGUCUGAUCGAGGAAACGGCUAAGAUAUAUGGGAUGGGUUUGUUGUAUGAGCAUACUGUGGGAAGCGCCAUCGGAUACAAGCAGGCGAUCCAGUACUUGAAUGCGGAAUGGCUUACACCUCUUAAGAUCUCUCGGCAGCGUAAGAGUCGCCGUCUGUUAAAGUUCAUAAGCGAUUACCAGGCAACAGUUCGGCGCUAUGCACGGACACAGAUGGGGUACCACAACAAGGACACGCAGUUUAUGUGGCUGGAUGCUUCAGAGCCUGACGUGCAGGUGAGAGAAGAGCAGCUUAUCACCAGCAUCAAGCAGCUGUACGAGAGCACAGAGGCGGACUAUGAAAGUGCCUUGGCUGAGAAUGCCGAGUUCCGUACGGCGUCCUAUCAGAUCACGCCCAAAGAAGAGAAGCUCAUGAAGAGAUGGAUACCCGAGAAUACGCUAUACAACACCCCACAGCACAUUGAGGCGAAACUAGAGUCUAUUGAAGCCGCACUGAUAGUACAUAAAAUGCUGGAAGUUGAGGAGAAGACCACGGACGAUGAGAAAACACCAGUCGUGCUUUCAAAGAGGGCGAAAAACAGAUCCCUGGAGGGUCGAUAAAUAUUAGAAAAUUAGCAGCGAGAAAGAUUGCUAAUAAAUUGGAGUAUAC